GAGCGAUCCCCGCUCGACAGCGCCUUCAUCGCGCCUGUGAUGCGCAGCGAAGUCAAUCAGGAUUCCCCCCAUGCUGUCUCUGUGAACCAGCGUGAAACCACCAUGCGAACCACAAACACGACUACUGCUGAAGGCAGACAGCUUGACGACAACGGCCACACAGAGCCACAAUCAAAAGACCCAUCAGUGGCAGUGGGAAGCUUACCAGCACGGCACGACUCGGACGAAACACUGCCCGUCGACGACACCCUCAUCGCGCCCAACAAGUCCAAAAAGGAGAGCACCACAGCUUCGCCUACCUCGACAAGUUCGUCUUCCUCCAGCAGCGUCUACUCACACGACCACCCAGCCUAUGCCCCUGUCCGCACGCAAUCUGAAGCACAAACUCCUGCUCCCGUGGGGGCAUCACGCCCAGCCUUUGCCCAGACCACCACAAACGGCAGCACAAAACGCUUUGCCACUGAAGAUGACCUCUUCCGGGCCCUGUCCCGUCGGCGCACAGGCGCCUCCCAAGCGGGCACCAACGACCUCGAGGCCGUCGAGUCCCAGGCCGAAGAGUCGGCCGAGAUUGAGCGGCUCAUGUCCCGCCUGUUCGGCAAGGCCCGGCAGGAGCAAAGCCAAGAGGAGAAGACACGGCACUCGGGCGUCGUGUUCCGCCAUCUCACCGUCAAGGGCGCCGGCGUGGGUGCGAGCCUGCAGCCCACGGUGGGCGACUUCUUUGUCGGCCUGCCCCGGUUUCUGGGCCGGCUGUUCACCAAGGGCGUCAAGGCUGCGACCGGGAAGCCCCCCGUGCGAGAGCUCCUGUCUGACUUUAGCGGGUGUGUGCGGCCGGGCGAGAUGUUGCUUGUCCUUGGCCGCCCCGGGGCGGGAUGCACCACCUUCCUCAAGGCAUUCUGCAACCAGCGCGCCGGGUUCGUCGAGGUGCUCGGAGACGUCACGUAUGGCGGCGCCACGGCCAAGGAGAUGGAGGACAACUUCCGCAGCGAGCUGAGCUACAACCCCGAGGACGACCUGCACUUUGCCACGCUCACCGUCAAGCGCACGCUCGAGUUUGCCCUGCAGACCAAGACCCCCGGCAAGGCGUCCCGGCUCGAGGGCGAGAGCCGCGAGGACUACAUGAACGAGUUCCUGCGCGUGACGGCCAAACUGUUGUGGAUCGAGCACACCAUGGGCACUAAGGUGGGCGACGAGAAUAUCCGUGGUGUUUCGGGUGGGGAGCGCAAGAGAGUCAGCAUCGCCGAGGCCAUGAUUGCCCGAUCGUCCGUCGCGGGAUGGGACAAUUCUAGCAAAGGAUUAGACUCUGCGACGGCUGUUGAGUACGUCCGCGCUCUGCGGACGCUGACGAACAUGGCCAACGUAAGCACGGCGGUGUCCCUGUACCAGGCCGGCGAGAGUCUGUACGAGGCGUUCGACAAAGUGCUCCUGAUCCACCAGGGAAAAUGCAUCUACUACGGAUCUGCCGACCAUGCGAGACAGUAUUUCCUCGACAUGGGGUUCGAGUUUCCCAAGAGAAUGACAACGGCGGAUGCGUUGAUAUCCGUCACCGAUCCGCAUGUCAGAAAGGUUCGCGAGGCCUGGGAAGACAAGAUUCCCCGCUCGGCGGACGACUUUGCCCGUGCGUUCCGUCAGAGUGACGCAUAUCGCCGCAACAUGGAUGAUAUCGAAGACUUUGAGAGCACCCUCGGCAGGCAACAACGCGAGCUGAGCGAGAACCAGCCCAAGAAGAAGAAGGACCGCAAGAAGAACUUUACCAUUCCAUUCCACAAACAGGUUCUGGCGCUAGCUAAGCGGCAGCUGUUCGUGAUGUUGGGUGACAAGGCCAGUCUUGCAGGGAAAUGGGGAGGCAUCAUCUUCCAAUCGCUCAUAGUCGGCUCCCUCUUCUUCCAGCUGCCGGAUACAGUCAACGGAUUGUUUACACGAGGCGGUGUUAUCUUCUUUGUGCUUUUGUUCAACGCCUUGUUGGCGCUGGCGGAGCAGACUGCCGCUUUCGAGGCGAAGCCUAUUUUGCUCAAGCACAAGAACUUUUCGAUGUACCGGCCUUCGGCCUACGCCGUGGCUCAAACACUCGUUGAUAUACCUAUGGUGUUCAUCCAAGUGGUCUUGUUCGACUUAACGAUCUACUUCAUGGCCGGCUUAGGACCCACAGCUUCACAAUUCUUUAUUUCUAUCCUCACCCUCUGGACAGUUACAAUGACAACUUACUCGUUUUUUCGCGCUAUCGCAGCGCUCUUCAAGUCGCUCGACGACGCAACAAAGCUCACUGGAGUGGCCAUACAGAUCCUUAUUGUGUACACAGGAUACCUUUUGCCACCCUCGCAAAUGCCUGUAUGGUUUUCUUGGCUCAGGUUUUUGAAUUGGGUCCAGUACGGUUUCGAGAUGCUCAUGGCCAACGAGUUCUACAACCUCAACGUACAAUGCGUUCCACCACUUCUCGUUCCCGAAGGGCCCGGUGUGAGCCCGGAGUACCAGUCCUGCGCGAUCACAGGCUCCGAACCGGGCAGCACGGUGGUCAACGGCGCGAGGUACAUUGAAGAGUCCUUUACGUACACCCGGGCGCACCUGUGGCGUAACUUCGGCUUUAUGUGGGCAUUCUUUGCCUUCUUCCUGGUUCUCACCAUGAUAGGCAUGGAGAGGAUGAAGCCUAACGCUGGAGGUGCUGCAGUGACCGUUUUCAAGAGGGGACAGGUGCCGAAACGCGUCGAGGACAAUAUUGCGACUGGUGCGCGGGACGGCAAGAAAGGUGACGAAGAAUCUGGGUCCUCUACGUCUCCACCAGAAAAGAAGGAGCAGGACGAAAGGAACGAAGAAGCGAUGCAGAAGAUCGCACGCAACGAAGCAGUGUUCACUUUUCAGAACGUGAACUACAAAAUCCCGUAUGAGGGCGGCCAGAGGACGCUGCUUGACAACGUACAGGGCUAUGUCCAGCCUGGCAAGCUCACGGCACUUAUGGGAGCCUCGGGUGCUGGCAAGACUACACUGCUGAACAUCCUUGCUCAGAGAACAACCUUUGGUACCAUCACUGGUGACUUUCUCCUCGAUGGACGUCCUCUUCCCAAGAGUUUCCAGCGCGCGACCGGCUUCGCAGAGCAGAUGGACAUUCACGAGCCCACGGCCACCGUCCGCGAGGCACUACGCUUCUCUGCCCUGCUCCGCCAGCCCAAGGAGACUCCCAUCCAGGAAAAGUACGACUACUGCGAGACGGUCAUCGACCUUCUCGAGAUGCGCGACAUUGCUGGCGCAGUGGUUGGCGCUGCCGGCGAAGGGCUGAAUCAAGAGCAGCGUAAGCGGCUGACAAUUGGUGUCGAGCUAGCGUCCAAGCCAGAACUGCUCAUGUUCCUCGACGAGCCAACCUCGGGUCUUGACUCGGGCGCGGCCGCCAACAUUGUGCGGUUCCUGCAGAAGCUCGCGCAGGCAGGACAGGCGGUGCUGUGCACUAUCCACCAGCCGUCUGCGGUGCUGUUUCAGCACUUUGACGAGCUGAUCCUGCUCAAGAACGGUGGGCGCGUCGUGUACGCGGGCGAGCUGGGCAAGGACAGCCAGACACUGAUCAAGUACUUUGAGAAUAACCACGACAAGGAGUCCCUCCGCAGUAACGCCAAGCACGAGAAGGUCAAGUGCCCGCCGGACGCGAACCCGGCCGAGUGGAUGCUGGACGUGAUUGGAGCCGGCAACCCCGACUAUGAUGGACAGGAUUGGGGCACCACAUGGACCAACUCGGAGAACUACCGGAAGCAGAGCGAGAAGAUCCAGCAACUGCUCGAGGAGCGCAAGAACGCCCCUCAGCCAGCAAUUGUCAAGGAUGACCGCGAGUACGCGAUGCCGCUGUGGACGCAGACAAAGGCCGUUGUCCGUCGCCAGUUUGUCGCCUUCUGGCGGUCUCCCAAUUACAUCGCAGGAAAGCUGUUUCUCCAUGCUCUCACAGCUCUGUUCAACUGCUUCACUUUCUACCGGUUGGGUAAUUCGCAGAUUGAUUUCCAGUCAAGGCUGUUCACCAUAUUCCUCGUACUCACGACUGCACCACCACUUAUCCAGCAGCUGCAACCUGUGAUGCUCAAGAGUCGCAACAUCUUCGCUUCAAGAGAGAACAAGGCCAAGAUCUACUCGUGGUUCGCAUGGACCACGUCGAUAGUUCUGGCAGAGAUCCCCUACGCCAUCGUCGCAGGCGGAAUCUACUUCAACUGCUGGUGGUGGGGCAUCAACGGCGGGCAGAACCACGCCGCAGCCGACCCGUACCAGUCCGCGACCAUCUUCCUGCUGGUCAUCCUCUUUGAGCUGUACUAUAUCGGCUUCGGGCAAGCCAUCGCCUCGUUCAGUCCCAACGAGCUUCUGGCCUCGCUCUUCGUGCCCCUGUUCUUCCUCUUUGUGGUCAGCUUCUGCGGCGUCGUCGUCCCACCACAAGGCCUUCUAGAGUUCUGGCGCUCCUGGAUGUACUGGCUGACGCCCUUCCACUACCUCAUCGAGGCCUUCCUGGCUGUCACGACUCAUAACCAGCCGCUCCAGUGCUCGGCCGACGAGUUUGCGCGGUUCGCGGCUCCCCCCGGUCAGACCUGCGAGUCGUACGUCGGCCCGUUCAUUCAGAGCAUGGGCGGACAGGGAUAUUUCCAGGUCGACAGUGACGGGCUGUGCGCAUACUGCGCCUACUCGUCGGGCGAUCAGUGGAGUGCCUCACAGUUCAGCGUGUACUACAGCAACGUGUGGCGGGACGUGGGAAUCAUUUGUGGCUUCAUCGUGUUCAACUACUUUGUCGUCUACGUUUGUACCUAUUUGCGAUUCAGAGGAAAGAAUCCUCUGAAAGGACUUCUGGCAAACAGGAAGUAG
Messenger RNA from Microdochium trichocladiopsis, 4818 nucleotides. RefSeq names its product ABC-2 type transporter-domain-containing protein. Gene Ontology annotation, molecular function: ATP binding; ATP hydrolysis activity; ABC-type transporter activity. The coding region runs from base 40 to 4818 and encodes 1592 amino acids. The transcript has 3 exons. Gene Ontology annotation, biological process: transmembrane transport. NCBI's taxonomy places the organism in Eukaryota, Fungi, Ascomycota, Sordariomycetes, Xylariales, Microdochiaceae. The record is from RefSeq and is a predicted model, not a curated record. Gene Ontology annotation, cellular component: membrane.